Messenger RNA from Anisakis simplex (herring worm), 597 nucleotides. The record is from the annotation of a GenBank genome assembly. NCBI's taxonomy places the organism in Eukaryota, Metazoa, Nematoda, Chromadorea, Rhabditida, Anisakidae.
AUGCCAGAGGGCGUGAUGGAAGCUUGUAUGGCGCGUUUCGGUGAGAACUGCACAGAGGUACACGAUGAAUGUGUUGCUGGAACUGGGGCACCUCACGCAAAUGUUGACGCUAACGGCGCAUACAGAAUGCCUGAAACACUUCGCGAAUGCAUAAAAGCCGGUGGUAUAAUGGCAUUAUGCACCGAUCAUCAAAAAAACGAAACAAGAUGCAUUGAGUUUGAACGUAAAUGCUUUAACGAAACGAUGGGGUCAGGUGAACAACAGUUAAAAGAUUUAGCUUCAUGCUUGGGAAGGGAAGAUGCAGUGUCGAUGUGUUUCAAGAAGUACGAGUCGUCCAAGUGCAAAGCUGUAAUAAUGAAAUGCAAAGAAGCAGCUGAACCAACUGAUGAUGGUGUCAAGAACAUGCCUGUGUUUCUGACGUGUUCACUGAUUACCAAAAAUGUUGUUCCACUGCGUGCUUGCAUGGCUCCUCGUGCAGGGGGCACUAUCGAAGACCAACGGUUAGUUCUUAAAUUUUUGACCUCAAGCAAUUUCCUGUCAUUGGAACAUUCCGAAAAAAUUGACUCGCAACUGGCUGAAUCUCAGCUCAGAGCUUGA